GGCGGCCAUCGGAUGCCUAGGGACCCGCUCGCGUCUGCAGCCGCCGGGGACAGGUGCAUGUGACAGCAUUGCAGUGAUGAGUGGAAUUUUAAAGAGGAAGUUUGAAGAAGUUGAUGGCACCUCACCUUGUUCCUGUGUGUGGGAAUCAGAUGACGACAUUUCUAGCAGUGAAAGUGCUGACAGUGGAAGUAAUGUCCAUCCAUCCACUUCUAAUCAUUUUACUCGUGCAUGUGACAGCAUUGCAGCGAUGAGUGGAAUUUUAAAGAGGAAGUUUGAAGAAGUUGACGGCUCCUCACCUUGUUCCUCUGUGCGGGAAUCAGAUGAUGACAUUUCUAGUAGUGAAAGUGCUGACAGUGGUGAUAGUGUCAAUCCAUCCACUUCUAAUCAUUUUACCCCUUCUUCAAUCCUGAAAAGAGAGAAGCGGAAGAGAACAAAAAAUGUCCAUUUUAACUGUGUUACUGUGUAUUACUUCACGAGAAGGCAAGGCUUCACCAGUGUGCCCAGCCAAGGGGGAAGCACGCUGGGAAUGUCUACUCGCCACAACAGUGUGCGCCAAUACACGCUUGGAGAGUUUGCAAUGGAACAGGAGAGGCUUCACCGAGAGAUGUUAAGAGAGCAUCUAAGGGAGGAAAAACUCAAUUCGCUAAAAUUAAAGAUGACAAAGAAUGGUACAGUGGAAUCUGAAGAAGCUAAUACGCUGACACUGGAUGACAUUUCUGACGAUGAUAUUGAUCUAGACAACACUGAAGUAGAUGAGUACUUCUUUCUACAACCCCUGCCGACAAAAAAGCGAAGGGCAUUGCUGCGAGCUUCUGGAGUGAAGAAGAUUGAUGUGGAAGAAAAACACGAGCUGCGGGCCAUCCGCCUGUCCAGAGAGGAUUGUGGCUGUGACUGCCGUGUGUUCUGUGAUCCAGAAACUUGCACUUGCAGUCUUGCAGGCAUAAAAUGUCAGGUGGAUCGUAUGUCUUUUCCAUGCGGUUGCACUAAAGAAGGGUGUAGCAAUACAGCAGGUAGAAUUGAAUUUAACCCUAUCCGUGUACGGACUCACUUUUUGCACACAAUAAUGAAACUUGAAUUGGAGAAAAACAGAGAGCAGCAAGUUCCGGCACUAAAUGGCUGCCACAGUGAGAUCAGUGCACACACUAGUUCCGUGAGUCCAGGACCCCAUCCGGUUGAAUAUUCAAUUGCAGAAAAUUUUGAGAUUGAAACAGAACCUCCGGCUGCGGUUAUGCAUUCUCAGUCAGCCGAGGACUUGGACUGCCCAGGGGAAGAGGAGGAAGAGGAAGAUGGGAGUAGCUUCUGUAGUGGAGUUACAGAUUCUAGCACACAGAGUUUAGCCCCUAGUGAAUCAGAUGAUGAUGAAGAAGAAGAGGAAGAUGAGGAGGAAGAUGAGGAGGAAGAAAAAGCAGAUGAUUUUGUAGAAGGCAUGGGCUCCCAUGCUGAUAUGGUGCCUCUUCCUUCUGUCCUUUGCUACUCUGAUGGAACUGCUGUGCAUGAAAACCACUCUAAAAAUGCCUCAUACUAUACUAACUCUUCAAACCUGUAUUACCAAAUAGAGAACCACGUUGCUGGCACUGCUAACCAGAUCGGUGAGACUUAUUCAGAAAGGGAUGCUGUCAAGAACGGUAGUCUUUCUCUGGUGCCUUACAACAUGACUUCAGAACAGUUUGUUGACUACACACGGCAAUCAGAGGAAACUUUUAGCAGCCCUCAUUACCCUUCUGCAAACCCCUCAGUGAUUGUUUGCUGCUCAUCUUCUGAAGGUGAUAGCAGUGCUCCAUGUAACAGUUUAUACACUGAGCGUAGGCCAAGUCACCCUCAAGUGGAAUUUCACUCAUACUUGAAAGGUCCUUCUCAAGAUGGCUUUGUUUCAGCUUUGAACGGCGACGGUCGUGUACAAGAGCACCCUGCUGAGAAUUCACUAAACCUCCCAGAAAAGAGCAGACUGCACGAAGAGUGCAUCAAAUCACCAGUGGUAGAAACGGUACCUGUUUAAUAUUAAAAUUAUUCUAGGACUGACUUACUGUAUUACAAUGCACUCACAUUGGAUUUCCUAGAAUCUUACUUUUUUAAGAGGUAGACAACACUUGGACUAUAGUCAAUGUUCCAGACGCAUUUUGUUUUCUCAAGCUACACUGGCAGUGGUAUUGCACAAAACCAGUUCAUGUAAAGAUUUAAAUAAAAAUAAUCAAACUGUCUUUUGAUAAAAAUAAAACACGUAAGUAAAAAACACACCCAACAUAUUUCAAAGUAGCCUACCUAUCAACGUAUGUGAAACCUGCCAAGCUAUCUGAAAUCAAAGCUUCGUGGUUUUGAUUGUCGGGCCUGUGCAAGAUUGUUAAAAAUGAUACUUUGAAAUAAUCAUGUUUAAGAGUCCUAAUUUUCAACAUAUCUGAAAAGAUGGUAAGUUUAAUGUAAAAGUAACGACUA
Gymnogyps californianus (California condor) is the source of this 2430-nucleotide messenger RNA. It is a transcript of the gene CSRNP3, whose product is annotated as cysteine and serine rich nuclear protein 3. The record is from RefSeq and is a predicted model, not a curated record. The transcript has 6 exons. Gene Ontology annotation, molecular function: sequence-specific DNA binding; DNA-binding transcription factor activity, RNA polymerase II-specific. Gene Ontology annotation, cellular component: nucleus. The coding region runs from base 77 to 1996 and encodes 639 amino acids. NCBI's taxonomy places the organism in Eukaryota, Metazoa, Chordata, Aves, Accipitriformes, Cathartidae. Gene Ontology annotation, biological process: regulation of transcription by RNA polymerase II.